Messenger RNA from Entrophospora sp. SA101, 279 nucleotides. Lineage: Eukaryota; Fungi; Glomeromycota; Glomeromycetes; Entrophosporales; Entrophosporaceae. The record is from the annotation of a GenBank genome assembly.
AUGCGAGCUCAUGGAUUGUUGCCAAAAGAAGCCAUCAUCAACAAAAAUAAUAAACUAACCACUACCACUAUGCCAAUACAAAAUGACAAAUCAUUUGAAACUAAUUCAAAUCAUUUUCCAUAUCAUAAUAAUUGCGAAGAAUUACCAAAUUCUGCUUUGUCAAGGUCUACAAUGUCUACACCGGAAUUUAAUUUGUCAGAAAAGAUUGCCAGAGAAACCUUUGAACAAACUAGGUCACGUCUUCAUAAUAUCUUUCAAUAUGAAAAGUAUAAGGUAUGA